AUUUUAUUCAAAUAUAUAUAGCUGAGAAUGAGUUUUCAAGUUUAUCCUAAGCCUUUCUAAUUUUGUAAUUUUAUUGAAAUAUUUUUAGAUUACUAUCUCCCUUAUAUUCACUAAUUUAGUGUUCCUAUGAUGAAUCCUUAUAAUAUAAACAAUUAUCCUUAAUAAUGGAGUUCAUUUUAUUAAUAACCAAUAAUUGGAAAUUCAUUGGAGAAUUGUAUAGUGAUAGAAGAUGAUAAUGUAAGUUUAUUAUAUAUUAUUACUUUUUAGAUUUAACAUCCACUGAACCAAAAUCAAUCAUAAAUAAUUUAAACAUAAAGCAAUAGGGAAUAAACAACUUAAUAAGAAUAGGUGAUGAUUCUAGAAUAACCAUUAAAGAAGUAAAUAUAGUAAAGUGACCAAUUAAAUGAAAAUGAACCACAUAUUCGUAUAAGCGUCUUUAAAUAGCAUUCAAGCCAAAUAGAUGCUGAAUAUUUUCUAUAAUAUGAUAGGUAUUUUUAAUAUUUAUUAGUUAGAAUUCUUGGAAAUGAAUAUAAAAAUGAGAUAACUAUAGGUCGAAAAAAAUAAUAAGAUGAUAAUAAAUCAGAAAAUUGUGAUAUUUGUAAUAAUAAUUCAUUAUAUUUUAAGAUUUGCCUCAUGGUGAUAAAAAUGUUGAAAAACUUCAUUGUAAAUUGUCGACUGAAAAAGGAUUUUCUUAUUCAAAUCUUCUAACAAAAUCAGUUCUUCUAUUCUUCUCAUUAUUUAGAUUAAAUAAAUAUGCAAUUAAAGUGCCAUUUUCAGUUAAAAAACAUAUAUAUUCAUUUAUUAAGUAUUGAUAUUACUAUUUCUUAGAGAAAAGCCUUAAUUUUAUAUAACUGAUAAUGCAACAAAAAUAGGAACAUUUAUAAAAAUUAAAAAAGAUAAUAUAAAACUUAUGUAAUUGCAUAAUACAUAUUUGAUUGGAGCUGAUACAUAUUUCCAUGUUUUAGAAAUUAAAUCAAAGUCUACAUAAACAAAAAUAAAAAAAAUAAAAGAUUAAAAUAGUUUUUAUUAUGCUCUUGCAAAAGAACAUAUAAUAAAGGGUACUAAGAUUCAUGGGUUUUCACUAGAGGAAAGUGAAUAAUUUAAUACAUUAUUAAAUGAAUUUAGAACAACUGAUUUAAGGCGAAAAGUUUCUCAUAAAUUAAAUUAAUAUGAUAGACCCUUUUUAAAAUUUUCUUUUAAUAGUCCUUCUAUCAAUUAAAUUUAAUCACAUAUAUUCAUUGCUAAUUAUAAUGAAGAAUUUGUAUUUAAAAUUGGAAGAUCCUAAGAAUGUGAUGUCAUUGUUAAUAUUAAUACUGUUUCUAGAAGAUAGGCAUAAAUAAUGUAUAAAAAUAAUGAGUAUUAUAUAUUAUUAACAUUAGAUGGUUUAUUCAUGAUGGUGGAGGUGUAAGAGAGUCAGCAAAUGGUACUUGGUAGUCAUUAUAAAAUUAUUCAUCAAGGAAUAAUGAAAAAAAAAUAUAAAGUAAACCAAGAUUAAUUGAAGAUUAAAUGGAGAUUAAAAUUAGUGAGAACAUUCUUAAAUUUGAUUUUGUAAACUUUGGUAUAACUAAGAAGUAUUUAUUUUAUUCAUUUUAGACGAAAGCUUAAUUAAGCCUUAAUUCAAGAUUUACUUUAGUGAUUAAAUGCUAUAUGAAUUUUUAAAAUUGUUAAAUUUUUUCUGCUUC
This is a messenger RNA of Paramecium sonneborni, 1682 nucleotides long. The record is from the annotation of a GenBank genome assembly. Lineage: Eukaryota; Ciliophora; Oligohymenophorea; Peniculida; Parameciidae.